Molecule: messenger RNA, 4662 nt
Organism: Symbiodinium sp. CCMP2456
Lineage: Eukaryota; Dinophyceae; Suessiales; Symbiodiniaceae
Source: the annotation of a GenBank genome assembly
UCACGUGAGCAGACUGGCUACGUCAUGACUCCCGACCUCAACGCAUUACAUGAUUGUGUACCGGACCCCGAUGUACAGGCGCUCUUUAAUACGAUAGAGCCAGGACAAACCGUUCUGGACGAAGCGCGGCAAGGUGCGCACCAAGGAGCCAUGCUUGAAGCCCGCAUAUUGGUUGAAGCGGUUGUAGAGCAUAGCCUGCUAGCUGAACAUCGGGCACCGAACACAGCACGGCGCCAGGAAUGUGUGCAGGACAUCAGUCUGGCAAGCGUAGUGCCUAUCACGCCCUACCAACAGAGCGUGCUAGACCUUGGUGCGCUAAUGCCCUUCCUACGGACUCCUCAGACUGAGGCCGAGCUAGAUUGGCUGGAUAAUGAUCUUGGCAUUAUCACCGGGGACGUCGCGGUUCCUCUCGAGUAUCGCACCCAGUUUGUUAAUAUCAAGCUACUAGUCGGCUAUGCUGCCAACACUGCAGUCAGAGAGGAUUCGCCCUAUUACCUUGGCGAGCCGGAUGACACUCCUCAGACCUCUGAGCAGCUUGCGCUGGCAUGGGCCCUCUGUUGGACCAUCGAGUUUGCGCCAGCUUUCAGCUGCCCUGUCAGGUUCGCUUACGAUUGUAUGGUAGCAGGCAAGGGGGCUUUUGGAGAAUGGAAACCUCCGGCUGCAAGAGGAGAGUGCAGACAAUCAGAGCUCCCUCUUUACCUACUUCACUUGCGACAGAUUGCGGUAAGUAGGGUCCAGUUGGAUCACAUGCACGUUCCGGGCCAUGCCGGACAUCUGGAGAACGAGUUCUCCGAUCAAAUUUCGAAACAGGCCAGACGGCAGGAGACAACAGCGGGCGAUAAGCUGCUACCCUUAUGGCCCAGCCAGCUCCGGACGCAUGACCUUUGCCCUUGGACGUGGCUACUUGCUGCCAAUGGUCCUGAUGUACCAGCACUAUAUGCCUUUGAGUCUGAGGCCGCGCGCUUGCAGACGCUGGAUGCCAGACCUGUGUCCGCGCCAUUCCCGGUCCAGGAGCAGCAAGCCUCAACUGCAGAGUGCGCGUAUAGCUUCGCCGCCAUUACGUAUAAUGUGCUGACGCUACGGGACACACAUAAAGGUAAGGGGUCGGAGCCUGCCGGUCUUCGCAUCAUGGGACGGAAAACUAUUUUCAAGCAGCAGCUUGAAAAGCUGUCCCCCCUCUUUGUAGGCCUUCAAGAAACUCGGCUCCCUGAAGCCUGCAUGCAAGCGGACUCUGACUACUGGAUUUACCAAUCCGCUGCUACUACGCAUGGGCACUUGGGCUGUGCCUUGUGGGUGGCGAGGAAAGUUGAGUAUGCGAGAAAGGCAGGCCGAAACCUGUAUAUUAGCGACAGUGAUGUCAACAUAUCCGGAGUCUCACCGCGGCAUCUGUGCGCAUGCAUCCACGCGGAGGCUUUACGCCUCAUGGUCAUGGUGGUGCAUGCGCCUAGCGCCUGCAAGGUCCCGCUUGAUGAGGUUCAGGCCUUUUGGCGAGACCGGGCCGCGGAUUUGGCGAGAAGGCCCGCUGGAUUUGACUUCCUUAUCCUGGCAGAUGCCAAUGCACGCGUGGGCCACAUCAGCACAGACCAUGUAGGGGACCACCACUCCGAGACGGAAAAUGCUGCCGGAGAGGUGCUCCAUGACUUCUUGCAGGAAACAGGGGCCUUUCUGCCAACUGCCUUCCCUGAUAUACACGAGGGAGGUAGUAUCACGUGGAAGUCCCCCACAGGAGAUACAGCCAGGCUUGAUUAUCCCAUUGUUCCGCUCUCUUGGCGCAAUUUCGCGCUCCGAUCCCAGGUCCUUGAUUGCCUGGAGAUGCUACAGCUUCGAGAUGACCAUUACCCGGUCAUGCUGCACUGUGCAUGCGUUCAGCAAGCUCCGCCAACCGCUUAUCAGGCGAAACGGCGUGCGGCGCUUCGCCCAGCCAAGCCCGCUACUCCACAGGAACGGCAGCAUACCCGGCGAUGCCUGGCCCAGGUGCCCCUGAUUCCGUGGCACAUGGAUGUAGAUGCCCAUUAUGAACAACUCUCGGAGGACUGGAUCAAUGCCGGAAUUGCCAUGCAGGACACUUCGGCGCCCAAUGUGGCCGCCCCCAUGCAGCCCCACGUUAGCGAGCAUGCACGUCAUCUUGCAUUAAUGAGGCAAGGUCUAAGGCAGUACCUUAAAAUGGAGGCAGGGGAGAGGCAGACAGUUCAGCACCUCGCAGCUGAAGCCAUGCAGCGCCUGCAUCUCUAUGGCUUCUAUAUACGUAAGCAGGUUGAGCUGGAUCGCCGAGCUUAUCUAAAGAGUCUGGCUGACAAUGUGCGGAUGCAGGACAUUAGGCACCCACAGGCUCUGUACUAUGCUGUGCGCAAGGCCUAUCCCGCAGCACGGUCUGCGCGUAAAAGUGCGUUCAAACCACUACCAGCGGUGCGCGAUGACAAGGGUGAGCUUGUUGUCACCUGCGCAGACCGCAAUGAGCGAUGGAGACGACACUUUGCGGAUCAAGAAGCCGGUCAUGUUGUAACCGAACAGCAGUACAUACAACAUGUCCAAGACAAAUCGCGACUGCGGGAGACAGCUGUCUUCGACAUACAUGCGGUCCCCACUUUAGCAGAGCUGGAGACCAUCGCACAGGCCCUGCGGACCGGCCGUGCGGCUGGACUAGACAGAGUCACCAGUGAGUUCCUUCAAUCCCACACCCCUACCACUAUGCGCCAGCUCCUGCCAAUAUGUCUUAAGUCAGCUUUGGCGUUACGGGAACCCGUGCACUUCCGAGGUGGGGAACUCAUCUGCUUAGCAAAAAAGGCAGGAGCGGCACUACAGUGCAGUGGGUUCCGUAGCAUCCUCAUCAGCAGUGUACCAGGCAAAGUCCUCCAUCGUGCCCUACGGACAAGACUCGUCAACCUGCUCAUGGCUCACUGCCCAGCCAUGCAGGCCGGUGCGGUGCCAGGCGAAGGCAUAGAACAUAUCGCGCUAGCUGCCCAGUCGUUUCAACAACUCCACCAGGGUCACAAACGGCCAUGGGCCCUUGUGUUCUAUGAUAUUCAAGCGGCCUUUUACUCCGUCAUCCGAGAACUGGUCGUGCCAAGCACUGCCAGUGACGAGGGCUUACUGCGCCUCCUUCAUGCCCUCCGGCUGCCAGACGGUGCCAUCGCUGAGUUGCGUGAAAAACUUGAGGGCAUCGCUCUCUUGCCCAAACUCGGGGCAUCAGACCACUUAACGGCUCUUGUCCAGGAUCUCUACAGAGGAACCUGGUUCAAACUUACACAGAGCUCGGUCAUCACCCUCACGCAGAGGGGCACUAGGCCAGGUGAUCCGGCUGCGGACGCCGUGUUCGGCCUUGUCAUGUCAGCCAUGCUGCGUAGCAUCACCGAGAGUCUAGCCCAAUCCGACUUACUCCCCGUUCCCCUUGAGCCGGAGAACCCACCUCACUGGGCUCGCGCGACCGAUACUGGUGGGUGGGGAUGCCCUGCCUGGGCGGACGACUUCGUGCAGCCGGUCGAAGGGCCCAACGAUACCACUCUGUUGCAAAGAGUGCAGAGAGCAGCCGGUAUCGUAGCAGAGCGAGUCACAGCCCUGGGCAUGCAUCUCACAUACGCCCGGGAUAAGACCGCUGUCUUGCUGCCUAGCUGGAUCAGUCCCACGCAGCAGCCGAUACAGCUGAACGCUGACGGCGAGCCCUUCAUCAGAGUUGAGAAUAGAUUGCUUGUGACCCAUCACAGCCUACCCGUCGUGACGGCCUAUAAGCAUUUGGGUGGGAUUGUCACAGCUGAUGCCAAACCAGGGCCGGAUCUCCGAUUCAGGUUUGCGCGCGCCCUCGCCGUGGUCAAACCGCUCCGAGCACGCCUGUUCGCUGAUAAAGGCACACCUAUCAGCAUCAGGAGGGCCCUUUUGAGGUCCUUGGCGAUAUCCAAAUUGUCUCAUACUGGGGCGGCGCUGUAUCUUAAAGCUUCCAUCCACCAAAGACUCUGGGCUCAGCAGUACAUUAGCUUGUGGCGUAAUCUUUUCGCCAAAGCUGGCCCCACCCAUCAUGUGCACGCUUACGAGGUGCUGCUGCUCGCCCAAGCAGCACCUCCGCCCUUGGCGCUGGCACGGGCAAGAGCCACCUUCCUUGCCAGGGUUGUUCGAGCAGGCCCGACACCCUUGGGCACACUUUUGUAUGCUCAUUGGCAACAGUCACCCUCGACUGCCUGGCUGACACAGUUGGAAGCAGAUUAUCAUACUGUGGCUGCGUUUCUGCCCGAGGUUAAGGGCUUGAUCUCAGCCUCCUCUCCAGUCGAAGGCAUACUUGAGGCCCUUGACGUAGAUCCGAGAUGGUGGUUAAGGCAAACUGUCGCUGCAGCGCGCAGCUUCCACCGUGAUCUCGUCAAAUGGCGAGCGGCGGGCUCUGUCACGCCCCAGCCCGAGCCGGUUGAGGUUAAGGAGGCAGAGGCUGAAGCGAAGAGCCAUGCUACCAGGCUAAAAAAGGGGAUAUGGCAGGAAUACCUGCCACCGCGCGCGGCCAUACCGGCCUACGGCCCUCCGCUCCCCACCAAGGACGAACGGGCGGUAGGAAGGGACGAGGAAGACGAAGAGGUCUUUCUCUCUGAGUUACGCCCCACCUAUUCGCCGUCAACAGCCAUACGGCAAUGGCUAGAAGCGUACGUAGGAGGGGCGUCCAAAGAGGGCCCGCGGAUGACCGCU